This is a messenger RNA of Anopheles maculipalpis, 1269 nucleotides long. RefSeq names its product GTP-binding protein RAD (gene Rgk3). The record is from RefSeq and is a predicted model, not a curated record. Gene Ontology annotation, molecular function: calcium channel regulator activity; GTPase activity; GTP binding. Lineage: Eukaryota; Metazoa; Arthropoda; Insecta; Diptera; Culicidae. The transcript has 9 exons. Bases 1 to 1269 code for a protein of 422 amino acids. Gene Ontology annotation, cellular component: plasma membrane.
AUGACCAUGGCAGACGAAAUAUCUUCGUCGGCGCGACCUGCGUACAAAAAGCGCAGCUCGUCGAUUUCGGCCCCGGCUUGCGCCAGUUUGGAAACGAUCAUCAGUCCACCUUCGGAGGGUGACACGCCAGACAGCGGCACACCGGGCUAUCGGCGGAGGAAACCAGCCACACGAUCCCAGAGCGCCCGAAUCACAGGACCACGAUCGGUUCGCCGUAAGCCACAGCCACCACCGCCAACACUUCAAGACUCACGGGGACACUGCACGAGUGAGCCACGAUUGAAUGACUCCGAAACCCCACCACCACAGAAACGCCGAGGAUCACAAAGGCGUCCGAUGCACAAUUCAGAGCGGCGUCAUCAAAAUGUAAGGAUUAAGUUAGCAACACCAAGGAAAUCGAACGCUUUUCUGGACGUGCCGCAGAUCAACCUACAGCACCUGCAGAUAGACGAUCAGGACGACGAUGACAAUAUCAGACUGAGAACGUUCAGCUCAUCGAAGCAGGGCGUCGUGAAUCGGGGCGAUUCGUUUCGCAGACGACGGUCCAGAAGCAACAGCUUGGCCCCGGUUAGCCCGGUGCGGGUGGUGGACGAGGUCCUAACACCUCCGACCGGUCCAAUCGAUUCCUACUGCGUCUUUAUGAUAGGGGCACCGGGCGUCGGCAAGGGAGCGCUCCUGUCACAAUUCCGAUCGUCAGAAUGUAUUAAUGCAUACGAUACGCGAGAGUCUCCGGGUGAGCAGAAUAUAUCCAUCAUUCUAAAUGGCGAAGAAUCGGAGCUGAAAUUCGUCACCGACAGCAUAGGAAACAAGGAUGAAAUGCUUAAGGCGGACGCAUUUCUGGUGGUGUACUCCGUGGUAGACAAGGCGACAUUUAGCCGGGCCGACCAGCUGCUCAACAUGCUGCACGAUAUGGACGUGAGCCGGUCUCGGCCGACCAUACUGGUGGCGAACAAGAUCGAUCUGGCCCGAUCACGAGCCGUUUCUUCCCAGGAUGGCAAAUGCUUGGCCUGUACGCACAAAAUCAAAUUCAUCGAGGUAUCGGUAGCAAUCAACCAUAAUGUGGACGAAUUGCUGGCGGGCAUCCUAUCACAGAUACGUUUGAAACGGGAGCAAUCCGCCGUACAGGGCAUUCGAGAACCAUCGUCCGCACACUGGUACAAAAAUCGCAGCGUAGUCCGAGCGUCAAUGAAGGCACGUCAGAUGAUCACGUGGAUAUUCGGCAAGGAGGAUUCAAAGUUUAAAAACUGCGAGAAUCUUCAGGUGCUAUAA